AUGGUUUCGUUAGUAAAAGCAGAUGAUGAUCCAGUUCUGUUCGAAAACGAUCACAUCACCUGUUAUUCCGAUCGUUUAGUUAUCCCAUUUUAUUACUUUCCGUACGGCUCAAAAACGGUCAAAUACAAAAACAUCCGUUCAGUCGAAUUACUCGACGCCAAAGAUUUAAGUUUCUUCCAAACAAAAACUUGGGGAAUGGCACUCUCAUCCAUCUGGUGGCCUCUAGAUAUUCGCCGACAAUGGCGCAAGCAUUACCUCGUCAUAGAUGCGAACCAAUGGCCGAAAAUCGGCAUUACUAUGAAUGACGAAGAUACGAUCAAAGUUUACAAGUUAAUUCGACCGAAAGUAUUGAGUUAA
Molecule: messenger RNA, 357 nt
Organism: Adineta ricciae
Lineage: Eukaryota; Metazoa; Rotifera; Eurotatoria; Adinetida; Adinetidae
Source: the annotation of a GenBank genome assembly